GUCUUUGACUUGCGGCGACUUCUUUUAACCGAAGAGUUGUUUCCUCCGGCCGGUGGUGCGUUUUUGGAAGUGGAGAGAUCAUACGGACGGAUUCAAGUCUCUCUCUCUCUGUGAUCGGAGUGAUAUCAAGUCUUCUCAUUGAUUUUCUUCGAUCUGCUGAAAAAAAUCAUCUGAGGUUUAACAAUGGUUCUCUUACAGUUGGAUCCAUUCCUCAAUGAACUCACGAGCAUGUUUGAGAAAAGCAAAGAGAAGGGUUCUGUGUGGGUUACUUUGAAAAGAUCAUCUCUCAAGUCUAAAGUGCAGAAGAGGAAACUGAGCUCAGUCGGAGAAUCCAUUGAAUACAGAUGCCUUAUUCGAGCUACUGAUGGAAAGAAAACAGUUUCUACUUCGGUUGGUGCUAAGGAUCACCAGAGAUUUCAAGCAUCCUAUGCCACCAUUCUUAAGGCCCACAUGACAGCUUUGAAGAAGAGGGAAAGGAAAGACCGGAAGAAAUCCACAGAGGCAGAGAAGAAGGAAGGCAGUUCAACCACUAAAUCUAAGAAACUUUGAUUUCUCCUUUUUUGUAAACCACUUCUCAUUGAUUUGAAAUUGCUGGUUAAGAAUUGAAUUUUGAAAGCUAUUGAAAGAUCACAAAGAUUUUGACUUA
Capsella rubella is the source of this 646-nucleotide messenger RNA. Its product is annotated as signal recognition particle 14 kDa protein. Lineage: Eukaryota; Viridiplantae; Streptophyta; Magnoliopsida; Brassicales; Brassicaceae. The record is from RefSeq and is a predicted model, not a curated record. The transcript has 5 exons. Bases 184 to 549 code for a protein of 121 amino acids. Gene Ontology annotation, cellular component: signal recognition particle, endoplasmic reticulum targeting. Gene Ontology annotation, biological process: SRP-dependent cotranslational protein targeting to membrane. Gene Ontology annotation, molecular function: 7S RNA binding; endoplasmic reticulum signal sequence receptor activity.